Molecule: messenger RNA, 1029 nt
Organism: Nasonia vitripennis (jewel wasp)
Lineage: Eukaryota; Metazoa; Arthropoda; Insecta; Hymenoptera; Pteromalidae
Product: mitochondrial pyruvate carrier 1
Exons: 4
Coding region: 543-875 (110 amino acids)
Biological process (GO): pyruvate import into mitochondria
Cellular component (GO): mitochondrial inner membrane
Source: RefSeq, a predicted model, not a curated record
GCGCGCUCGCGAGCUCAGUCUCAAAAUCGCCGCCGAGCGGCGCCGACGUUUUAUAAUAAGUCUUUCCUCGAGUUCACGUUCGGUCACGAAACUCGUUUUCGCCUCGGCGAUCGAACAGUAUAUACGCUAUUUCUGACACAAGUUCCUCCGCACACGUGUAAAACACACCGAGUGAGUGAGCGAGUUGCUAUAGCCGCUCAUUAUUAUGUGAUAGAGAAGAUUGCAUUUUAUUAUUUGAAGAGUGAGUGUUCCCUUAAUACGAUCCGACGUCAAUUUUCAUGACGGAAAACGCUAACCUUGACUUAGAAUCCGAGUCUCUCGCUUCGUCUGGGAUAUAGUUGAAGAUAACAAUUUAUCGCUCGCGAGCAUAGCGCAACGUCUAGUCGCAGCACGUGCUGAGAGAUCGCUACUUGCCUCAUAUUCUCGGCUCUCCGAUGAAUUUCGCGAUAGUGCCAUCGACUUGGAAAAAUAUUGUUAUCUCGAGUAGAGUAGCUCGAGGACUUAUUCAUCGUUCGCUCUGGUUACCCUAGCCUCUCAGCGCUAUGGCGACCAGAAUCAAACAAAUCCUGGCCAAGCCGGAGACCAGGGAGUACUUCAUGAGCACGCACUUCUGGGGGCCGUUUUGCAACUGGAUGAUACCGAUUGCAGCAAUAUCUGAUAUACAGAAAGAUCCGAAAUUUAUCAGUGGAAAGAUGACCUUGGCUCUGACAUGCUAUUCGCUGGUAUUUUUGAGAUUCUCGGUAAAAGUCGUGCCCAGAAAUAUGCUGCUCUUCGCCUGCCACUGCGUCAACCUGAGCGCGCAGCUGACCCAGGGCUACAGAUUUCUCAGAUACCAGAGCUCUUUGAAGAAUACUCGGGCGAUCCAAGCUGCCUGAUCUUCGUUUUUAUAUUAUCCACUUAGAUAAAAAUUGUUUGUAAAUUAAUAUUGUUCUGUACAUAAGGUGCGUGAUGUAUAUGUAUAUAUAAGCGUUUUUUAUUCAUCAAACGAGAGAUGGCUGAAUAGAAAGCUAAUUUUCUAAAAAAAUGAAA